AUUUCUUAAAAUUUUACCUAUGUCUUUUCUGGCGUAUGAAGUUGGAGUCCCUGAUAGCGCUGUGGCAUCAUCAGCCCUCAAAUGACGUGCUUGGCGGAUCGCGCAACUUCAUUGCACCAUCUGGGAUUAGAGUGGGUAUCCCAUCAUAUCACAGUGAAUUCAUAAGAGGCUGGACACCUGGGUAACGGUCUUUUGACUAUAAAAUGUUUUGCCGCGCUUUCAUGCCAUAAAUAUUCUCCGCGUCCCCGGAUCGUCGAUCACAGGUGUGAUAGACCGAAACACGGUGGAGCUACUUUCACGAUCGCGGUACUAAGUGCGCAUAGAUAAGAUGGGUGAGCUAUCCGAGAAGGGAGGAGAUAUCCUCGCGCCAGAAAUAGUUGAAGGUUCAACUGCGGUCAAGACGAGCUUAGAUGAGCCGGUGAAGAGUCCAACUCAAGCCAGGACGCGUCAAGCCCCUCGGAUUGGCGCUGAUGCCGCGCUUGAGUUGCUCCGGGAGACGGGUAGUUUGCACCAGCCAUUAGAUCCUGAAGUCAAUCGCAGGCUUGUCCGGCGCAUCGACACGCAUAUCAUGCCACUGAUCUGCAUUAUCUGGUUAUACAUUGAUAAGACUGCGGUUUCGUACGCCAGCGUCACUGGUAUUACGGAGUCGAUAGGACUUAAGGGAAAUGAAUUCAACUGGGUCGCGUCGAUAUUCUUUUUUGGGCAAUUGGCAUUCGAAUUCCCAACGAUCCGCCUGAUACAGCUGUUUCCUCUUGCCAAAUAUACCUCUGUCAAUGUCACUCUCUGGGGUGUUACUUUGGCUUGCUUAGCAGCCUGCAAAAACUACGCCGGGCUCCUAGUCUGUCGCUUCUUCCUCGGCGUAUUGGAAGCUGCUAUUGUGCCGGCGUGGGUUUUGUUUACCUCGCAGUGGUACACGAAAGAGGAACAGGCGUUUCGCGUAGGUAUAUGGUUCUCUACCUGUGGGAUGGCGCAGAUGUUCGGCGGCUUUUUCGCGUACGGCGUCGCAACACACGUGGGCAAAGACCCGAAUGCGGCCUUGGAGGGUUGGCAGAUCAUCUUUCUAUUCUUGGGCCUGUUCACCGCGGUCAUGGGGAUCGCCUUCUGGUUCAUCGUGCCCGAUUCCCCCGCCGUCGCCGGAUUUCUCGAUAAGGAGCAAAAGGGGCUUCAUCUCGAACGAAUUAGGCAUAAUGAGCAGGGAAUAGGGUCGAAGACGUUUAAGUGGAGCCAAGUUAAGGAGGCUUUGACCGAUACCAUGACUUGGCUUUACGCUUUUUGGAUAUUUGCCGCCAACGUUCCUAACUCGAUCGCGACUUCGUUUGGGAACAUCUUGGUGAAGGGUAUGGGUUAUACGAACGAGGAGUCUUUACUCUUAGUCACUCCGCUCGGUGCUUGGGAGAUUGUAGCCCUGAUUGGGCUUACGUAUGGGGCGAUGAAAACGAAACAGCGACUGUAUUUCUGCAUUGCGGGCCACAUUCCUGCCAUAAUAGGUGCCAUCCUAAUGGCUACGACGGAACGAGUCCCGGCUCUAGUAGGCUACUAUACAAGCGGCGGUAUUCCAAUCGGCUGGACGACGAUACUCGGGUUGCAAAGCUCUAACGUAGCAGGAUCAACGAAGAAAGUCACCGUGGCUUGUAUAGGUACAAUCGCCUAUACCGUCGGCAACAUCAUCUCGCCACAGACCUUUCAAGCUCGGGAUGCACCCCGCUACCUUCCAGCCAAAAUCUCCAUCUGUAUUAUCUACGUUCUCAUUACGAUCGACUUAGUCGCAAUGCGAUGGGUGCUCGACCGCCGAAAUAAACAAAGGGAAGAAGAGAAAGCUGCUCUGGGGAAUACUCAUGAGGCAGAGGAGAACCACGAAUUCUUGGAUUUGACAGACUUGCAAAACAGAGAGUUUCGUUACGAACUUUGA
Molecule: messenger RNA, 1909 nt
Organism: Annulohypoxylon truncatum
Lineage: Eukaryota; Fungi; Ascomycota; Sordariomycetes; Xylariales; Hypoxylaceae
Product: MFS general substrate transporter
Exons: 2
Coding region: 329-1909 (526 amino acids)
Biological process (GO): allantoate transport; transmembrane transport; dipeptide transport
Cellular component (GO): plasma membrane
Molecular function (GO): allantoate transmembrane transporter activity; dipeptide transmembrane transporter activity
Source: RefSeq, a predicted model, not a curated record